UAAUGGAUUGGAAAGAGAGUGAAUAAGACAAAAUAAUAACAUUUUUCCAUGGAUUCUGCAGGCUUGAAAACAUCACCAACUUUGUUAUUUUCAUUUUUAAUCUAUACCCGAAUUUUACCAGAAAAAUGGGGAAUUUCAAUUCCCAGAACAAACAGGAACACUGAACCUGAACAGGCAAACGUCGUUUCAAGCGUAUGACGAUGACGUCCGUUCUUUUGUCAGUAAACAACCAAAGUGUAAAGCUCGCUUCGGAGUGUGUAGUAAGGAAACUCUGAUACGAGAUAAGGGUAUUAUAGCUGUGUUUUUGUCUUAUCUACUACCGUAUACGAAGUCAGUCGAUGAACGUGUUCCGUUUAGUGGGUGGAAACGUGAAGCAAUAAUCGCACAAUGUUUACGUUAAUGUGGUUCUUCUUACUAGUGAUAUGGUCGCUGGUCGCUGCUGGAUUUUCUUUGCCGGAAUCGGCUACCUUGGAACGAAAGCUCACAGCAACUUUGAACCCAGGCUGUCCUGCUGAUAUUUGUUCCGAUGAUUUGACUGAGGGCCAGGUUACUUUAAUUUAUAUCCGCGCGGAGGGAGCGGCCGACACGAUUCACUAUGUUUGGGAUUUUACCGGAAAGCCGACCAUCCUUGUCGCGUUAACGGAACGGAAUGCUUCUUUGAUUAUUAACUGGGAAGAUUUCUGGCAGGGCAAACCAGAAUCAAUUGGAUUUGGGAAUAAACAUCCCAAAUAUGUAUUUAUGACCGUCAUCAAUAGAAUAUUUCAGUUUGAUGAUCCGAAAGAUAAAGGAAUAUUCACGAGUGAUUUGCCCGUACAUGUGUAUGACCCGCAUCAGUUUCUUUGGAAUCGAACGCUAUACUGGUUCAACGAAAAAGAUGUUAUUGUUGCGCUGAACGCUAAUAAUGAGUUCUUAUUCAAGUUAAACGCCUAUUCUUCACGAGAUCACGGGAUGGACUACCCGCAUCUGCUGCAUACGUCCAAUUCGACACAGAUUGAUAUCGUUUUUAACAAUGUAAGCGCCAAGUUUGCUCAACCACGGUUUGCUAUUGAGCUGCUGUUCGUGGUUUCGGAACAAGCCGUUGCUGGAUCGAAUUUUGAAGUGACUCAGCGGAAGGGUCUGGAUGAUGAGCACACACCAGGGAUUUUCGAAAUCAUCGAUGUACUGUCGCCGGGUGCAUUUAAAUUUUCUACCGGUGGCUAUAUAGAGUAUCGUCCGGUAUCCUACACCCAUCCGGAGCGCGAUGUUUCCACGUCAACUGAAACACAUCAGAGCGAACCAAAAACCAUCGAAUCAGCAUCGGAGGAACUGAACAAUACCCUUGCAUACGCUAUGUAUGGAACAGCUCUGGAUUCUCGACUUGUGCAGGGAAUGAAUAUCUCGUUUGGUCUCAGUGGUGAUGGGUUCUAUAGCAAAACCAACUACACUACGAUGACAUUUCAGAUGGGUUAUGGUACACCUCCGGUGGAGCAACUAUCGGCAUUUGUGCUCAUUGUGGCCGGAAUUGGAAUUGGUGUACCGCUGGUUCUAUUGAUAUUUGGCGGUCUGUACUUGUGUUUGAAAAAAAUGAGAACACAGCCUGCAACUAACGUUUGACCGGUGUGGUGUCGCUAUGGCUAGGAUGUUAGAUAUACCUUAGAAGCAAUUUCGUCCACAGAUGACACUCAGAGGAGUCCUCAUUUCAAAUCGGUUUUGAGUUCAAUAGUCAAUGGUAUUGGUGAAAUUUUUGUUAAAUUUGUUCGACUGCAUUCAGAGGAGAUAUGAGGUUUUCUGAGCUUAAAAACGUUUUGAAAAGUUGCUAUCCCAUCGCCGGGCACGUCAGUGAUGACAACCAAACUAGUGGCGCAUUUCUCAGUUAUGUUUAAGUGUUGGAAAAGAAAAGUAUUGAUAUCAUUUACACAUAUACAUAGUUUAAAAGGGAAAUAGAUGAUAAACUAUGCAGAAUAUUUCAAUUGUGAUAGCAGACUAUAUGACUGGAUAAAAAGUAAUAAAGUUCAAUUUGUAGGAGGCUA
This is a messenger RNA of Sabethes cyaneus, 2009 nucleotides long. Its product is annotated as glycosylated lysosomal membrane protein-like. The transcript is spliced from 5 exons. Gene Ontology annotation, cellular component: lysosome. NCBI's taxonomy places the organism in Eukaryota, Metazoa, Arthropoda, Insecta, Diptera, Culicidae. Bases 388 to 1593 code for a protein of 401 amino acids. The record is from RefSeq and is a predicted model, not a curated record.